Effrenium voratum is the source of this 1398-nucleotide messenger RNA. The record is from the annotation of a GenBank genome assembly. Lineage: Eukaryota; Dinophyceae; Suessiales; Symbiodiniaceae.
AGAAAAUAGAUCAAACAUCACCGCGCGCCAAAAGCGGUUUGCGGCAAUGACGGCCUGGCGGGAGACGGCAUGCGGGCAUUGCGUGGGCAUAGCACUGCUUCUCUAUGGGCUUUUCAACACCUAUCUCUUUGUGAAGUUCACCCCCGUGUACAGCGCGACCUCCUGCGGUGACCAGACGGCGGAAAUUAAGAACUUCGAGAUUGGGGAAACGAUCCUCGUGUCGUUGGAGAUCCACGUCUUGUGCUCCAACCCCAACCCUUACCAGGUGAAGAUCCUGAAGGCCACGCCCGGCAAUGUCUAUAUCGGAGAGCAUAGAGGUACAGAUGUCGGAGUGCUGACGCUCCUGGAGGGGUCAGCCUUGCCCGCAGAGGGUGAAGGCCUUGUCAAGGUGUUGAUGGAGAGCGAGAUCUCCAAGUCGUCGUCAGGAUCUUUGGCGAAGAAGUUCCUUGGCAACGGGGAGAUUCCUAUCUUCAUGGAACUCAAAUUUGAUGUGGGCAUCGACAUCAAUUUCGGAUUGCAGCGCUUCGGCACUACGGCACCCUUCGACAAGAAGUGUGGCAUGAACAUUGGCGCCAUGUUCCAACGGGCCGCCAACAAGCUGGGCCCAAUGGUCUGCCGAGACUCCUUCGAAGAGCUCGUGCUGCCAGAUUUGGGAGAGGCUCCAGGCCCCAUGUCUUUCUCGGCGGCGCAAAUGGAUCCAGACCGGAUCCGCAUGGGCGAGCGCCUGAAGAAUGUCAGCAUCCUCGGCGUGGGGGGCGUUUGUUACCUCGUUGGCUUCUUCUUGACGUACUCCUUGUGGUUGAAUCCGUGGCACUACUUCCAGUGGCCUCUAUCGCGCAGCGUCAGCCGCAGCGUGAGCCGUGAGUUCUCGAAUGGCAACGGCCUCUCCCUUCGCCGGAUCUUGGCACGAGACAGGAGCCCGAACCCACAGCCCUCUCCGAAGCGGGACGGCAACGGCGAGAGGGUCCAGAUGAUGUCCCUCCUCACCUGCGGUGCUUUUGGCUGGUGGAACGGCUCCAAAGCCCAGCCCCACAUGGCCGGCCGCAGCGAGAGCCAAGCCAGCGGUGAGCUGCGGGGCUUGCAGCCCAGUUGCCUCAGAUCCAAGGCGUGAGCACACGCUGUAGCAAGCUGGAGGAAAGACCGAAAGACCUAGAUUUAACUUCAUGAAUGGUCUCAAGAGUCUUUCUAACUUAAAGCGUGCGAGCAUGCGUGUGUGCUUGUCCGGUUCAAGUAACAUCCUGCUUGUACAUACAGAAGUCGGUGGGCGGAGUUGUGGUUUCUUUCUGCGUUGGCGCGCUUUUUUCCACGCUCGGGCACAAGCCUCUAGGCGUUCUCGAAAGCGGCUGUUCGCGGGAGGGAUGGGAGUUUCAGGGAUGGGACACGUUGCUUCGCAAAACC